UACUGCCUCCUCCCCCCCUCUCCGAGUGGGAAGCGGCGCCUCAGUUGCCAUUCAACAUUUUAAAGCACAAGCCGCUUUGCUGUGAAAGCGCCCGAACCACACUUCCCUGAAAGGCACCAGAGGGGAGGCACAACGGCAGAUUCCACCCGCCGAGGCGGUGGGGAGCAGAGGAAACAAUUGACUGCCAGUAUUUCAUUUGCAAAAGAAGACUGCAUUUUUAUAAUCGCUUCGCGCCUCUCUCCCCCUCCCCUCUGCCAUUCCGCUUACAUGGAUGUAAUUCAGAAUCUGUUAAUUCACGUGGGGAAUCCAGUUACAUCUUGUUCCGCUCCGGGUAUAUUAACGAGAGAGCAAUAAUCGCCUUUGGACACAUAGCCUGGUUGCUAACCUUUGAACUGAAAGGAUCAAGUUCAGAUCUGGUUACCUGCAUUGGGACGGAAAGGAAGAGCGAGCAAGAGAGAGAGAGAGCGAGAGAGAGAGAGAGAGCGAGACUGACUGCAAUCUCAUUUGUGAAUCGCUCUCAGUGCUGCAGAUCCAGAUUGCUAUAACACAUGCAGUGCAAAUGCAGGUAAGGCACACACACAAACUGCGGAUGCAAAAACAAACUUGGGACUGUUGUGUGUGUGUGUGUGCGUGCAUUGCUCCUGCUUUGGAAAUUCUGGGCAAACGGUUUCUGCAGUUUUUGUAUCGUCGCUUUGUGACUAAUGACCUUGCGCAGAGUUGUUAAAAAAUCCUCUCCAGAGAAAGAACUGAACAUUUUAGGCGAUCUGUGAAGAUGGAUUUGGGUGCUUUUCUGCUAACCGAAAGGGAUUUUCUGUGGACUGCUUUGUGAUACAAGAGGUUCUCGCCUAGCCACUGCACAGCUACCGAUAUUAUUGGGUUUUGGGGGGUAUUUUUCUUUAUUUUUUAUUUUAUUUUUAAUCAAUGAUUUAAUUGUGUUUUUGCCCGCUGCUUAAAAGGAUUAGGAGUUUUCCGGACUCAGCCCUUUUGAAUGAGGCGAUUCACAUUUUUUCCCCCGUGUGCGUGCAGAGUGCGGAAAGAAAGGAGCUAAUGCCUUAGUCGUAAAGGGCUGAGAGAGACAGAGGGAGAAGAGUGUGAAUUGUACUUAACUCUAGGAGCAAAGAAGACGACCUGAGGAGGGAGGGCUUCAAAUAGCACCGUGCUGCUCCUGCUUUUAUUAUCCAAACCUUGCAAAGUGAUUACAGUAAAACCAGAGAGGAGGAGGAGGAGGAAGAGGAGGAGGAAAAUCCCGUCCUAUCUGCUGAGAUGAAUCUUUAAAAAGGAAAAUACACUGUCCCGUGAACUGUAAGCAUAUUGCAACUGGAAGGAAGGGCGGAGAAGAGCCAACACCAGGGUUUUGACCACCGAUUGCACCAGCUAUGAGACACUAAGUUUCCCGGAAGAGAAGGAUUUUAUAAUUGAUCAUCCGCACGCUGAGCAUUUCUGUUGGCUUGUCAGGGGAGUUGGUGGGAGAGAGGAGGGGGUUUUUGGUGCGAAAAAGAUGAGGAAGAUGCGGACUCUCUUUGGCUUUGUGCAUUGCUGCUGCUGCUGCUGCUUCUUGCUCCUCCUGCCUCCUCCGCUCUGGGUCAGCCUGGCCGCGGCCAAGCAGCAGCUGAGGUACCCCCGCAUAGGCAACGUGGCUUCGGACCUGGGCAUCGUGACGGGCUCUGGCGAGGUGACAUUCAGCCUGGAGUCGGGUUCCGACUACCUGAAGAUCGAUAACAUGACCGGGGAGCUGAGCACCACUGAGCAGAUGAUCUUCGAUGAGAACGAGUGCUUCCUGGACUUCGAGGUCUCGGUGAUCGGUCCCUCGCAGAGCUGGGUGGAUCUCUUCGAAGGCCGGGUCAUCAUCCUGGACAUCAACGACAACACCCCCACCUUCCCGUCGCCGGUCCUCACCCUCACCGUGGAGCAGAUCCGGCCUGUAGGGACCCUCUAUCUGCUCCCCACCGCCACCGACAGAGACUUCGGCCGCAACGGCAUAGAGCGCUACGAGCUGCUGCAGGAGCCCGGCGGGGACGGGGGGAGACGUGGCGGCGGAGGGGGAUCGGCUUCUGGCGGUGAGAGCGCCCUCUACCCCGGCGGCAGUAAGAGGAGGCAGGAGGUGGACGGGGCGGCCCGCAGCAGCGUGUUCGAGCUGCAAGUGGCUGACACCCCGGACGGGGAGAAGCAACCGCAGCUGAUUGUCAAGGGGGCGCUGGACCGAGAACAGCGGGACUCCUAUGAACUGAGCCUGAGGCCGGCCCGCUCCUCACAGGCCAUCCUGAGGGUGCUGAUCACCGACGUGAACGACAACAGCCCCCGCUUCGAGAAGAGCGUGUACGAGGCGGACCUGGCGGAGAACAGCAGCCCCGGAACCCCCAUCCUGCAGCUGCGGGCUGCAGACCUGGACGUGGGGGUGAACGGGCAGAUCGAAUACGUCUUCGGGGCGGCCACCGAGUCGGUGCGGCGCCUGCUGCGGCUGGACGAGACUUCGGGCUGGCUCAGCGUCUUGCACCGCAUCGACCGGGAGGAGGUGAACCAGCUCCGCUUCUCCGUCAUGGCCCGGGACCGGGGCCAGCCGCCCAAGACCGACAAGGCCACGGUGGUGCUGAACAUCCGCGACGAGAACGACAACGUGCCCACCAUCGACAUCCGCAAGAUCGGCCGCAUCCCGCUGCGGGACGGGGUGGCCAGCGUGGCCGAGGACGUGCUGGUGGACACCCCCAUCGCCUUGGUGCAGGUGUCGGACCGCGACCAGGGCGAGAAUGGCGUGGUGACUUGUACAGUGGUGGGGGACGUGCCCUUCCAGCUCAAGCCGGCUAGCGAGGGCGAGGGAGAGCCCCAGAACAAGCGCAAGUACUUCCUGCACACCUCGGCCCCGCUCGACUACGAGGCCGUCCGUGACUACAACGUGGUGAUCGUGGCCGUGGACUCGGGCAGCCCCAGCCUGUCCAGCAACAAUUCGCUGCUGGUGCGGGUGGCGGACACCAACGACAACCCGCCGGUGUUCAGCCAGCCCGUGGUGGAGGUCUCCUUCCCGGAGAACAACUCGCCCGGCGAGAGGGUGGCCACGGUGGCGGCCACGGACGCGGACAGCGGCAAGAACGCCGAGAUCACUUACUCGCUAGAGCCCUCGCCUCUCUCCUCGGAGGCGCCCGGCGGCAUCUUCACCAUCGACCCGGACUCCGGGGACGUGCUGGUGCAGGCGGUGCUGGACCGCGAGCAGCGCGACACCUACGAGUUCCAGGUGACGGCCCGGGACAAGGGGGUGCCGGCCCUGCAGGGCUCCACCACCGUGGUGGUGCGGGUGGCCGACCGCAACGACAACGAGCCGCGCUUCAUGCAGGACGUGUUCACCUUCUACGUGAAGGAGAACCUGCAGCCCAACAGCCCCGUGGGCAUGGUGACCGUGAUGGACGCCGAUAGGGGCCGCAACGCCGAGCUCAGCCUUUCCAUCCAACCCGGGGAGCAAGACCAGGCCGCCGGCAUCUUCUCCAUCGAGAACGACACCGGCACCAUCUACUCUACCGUCUCCUUCGACCGGGAGCAGCAGACCAGCUACACCUUCAAAGUGAAGGCGGUGGACGGAGGGGAGCCGCCCCGCUCGGCCACUGCCACCGUCUCCCUCUUCGUGAUGGACGAGAACGACAACCCGCCCGCCGUCACCUUCCCCAGCAACAGCUCCUACACCGUGCUUCCCCCCUCCAGCAACCUGCGCACCGUCGUGGCCACCGUGCUGGCCACCGACGCGGACACGGGCCUCAACGCCGACCUCAACUACAGCAUCGUCGGGGGCAACCCCUUCAAGCUCUUCGAGAUCGACCCGGCCAGCGGCGUGGUGUCGCUGGUGGGCAAGCUGGCUCCCAAGCACCACGGCCUGCACCGCCUGGUGGUGCAGGUGAACGACAGUGGCCAGCCGCCCCAGGCCACCACCGCCUUACUUCACGUCUUCGUCAACGAGAGCCUUUCCAACGCCACCGUGGUGGAGAGCCAGGUGGCCCGCAGCCUGCACACGCCGCUGGCCCAGGACAUCGCCGGCGACCCCAGCUACGAGCUGAGCAAGCAGCGGCUCAGCAUCGUCAUCGGCGUGGUGGCCGGCAUCAUGACGGUGGUGCUGCUCAUCCUGGUAGUGGUCAUGGCCCGCUACUGCCGCUCCAAGGGCAAGCACGGCUACGAGGCGGGCAAGAAGGACCACGAGGACUUCUUCACCCCGCAGCAGCACGACAAGGCCAAGAAGCCCAAGAAGGACAAGAAGGGCAAGAAGGGCAAGCAGCCCCUCUACAGCAGCAUUGUCACCGUGGAGGCCUCCAAACCCAACGGGCAGCGCUACGACAGCGUCAACGAGAAGCUCUCCGACAGCCCCAGCAUGGGCCGGUACCGCUCGGUCAAUGGCGGCCCGGGCAGCCCGGACCUGGCCAGGCAUUACAAAUCCAGCUCGCCGUUGCCCACGGUCCAGCUCCACCCGCAGUCCCCCACCGCCGGGAAAAAGCACCAGGCCGUGCAGGAACUGCCCCCGGCUAAUACUUUUGUGGGGGCAGGAGACAACAUCUCCAUUGGAUCGGACCACUGCUCCGAGUACAGCUGUCAGGCCAGCAGCAAGUACAGCAAGCAGGUGGAUUCAGUGCAGACUACGCAGCCCCCUGGCCACACUGAGGAAUCGUGUAAAAUGAAUCCAUUUCGUAGAGUGACGUUUUCUGUUGUGAGUCAGCCUCAGGACCCACAUCAAGGGUCAUUGCAGAGUUGCUAUGACAGCGGUCUGGAGGAGUCAGAAACACCAAGCAGUGCUGCUACCAGACUUGCCAACUCUCCUGAUUUUAUCACGAGUCUCUCAGUAUUUGAUUCGAGGCCUCUUCCAGAUGUAGCCCUGACAGGGAAAUGUACUCGAGAGUGUGAUGAAUACGGCCACUCAGACUCCUGCUGGAUGCCAGUUCGUACGUCACCUGAAAGGAAACAGAAGAGCCAUCCAAAACUCUCCACCUUCAUGCCCGUUGAUGAACGAGGCAGUCAGGAAAAGCUGGCCAAUGGAGAAGCCUCCCUCAUGGGUGAUCGCAACAGAAACCUCCUGAACAAAAAGUUGACCUCAUCCUAUGAGACCUUCAGCGCAGCUAGUUUCAGCAAAAAUGAGGAAGCCAACCCAGAGGAUAUCCCCCUUACACAGACAGGGGAAUACAAACCAUCUCCUGUCAAUACUCUAACUCGAAGAGAAGUUUACCUGUAGGUUACAAAGAAGCAACAAAUUUCAUUCAUGUAUAAGAAGGAAAAGGGGCAAAAAAUUCAUAAAAUCAAAACAAUUUAGCAUGAGAAAAAAGGAAGAAAAAAAAGAGAGGGGGCCACCAAAGAGACAAAAGCUUUGCCUGCCACUUCUGCCUCCAUAUCAGGCACUUAAUUAUACCGUCUGCCUGACUAUAUUGUACAAUGUAGAAACAAUUGUUGUCACUUGCAUGUCUAAUCCCCCUCACUGAUUUUUACUUUCUUCAAUUUAUGGUUGCAAAUUCCUUUCAUGGUAACAAGCCUGAUUGAAAGAACCCCACACACUGUUGUUACCCCUCUGCUGAAGCAUGAUUUAAGUCACUCUGGUUUUGUUUGAUUGUCAUCUGGCUUGUUAAGGAUAACAGGUCAGGCAAAAUAUAUUCCAAGCAUAUCAUCUGAAUAUUGCUGAUCCCCAUCAGGGAUGAUCCUUCAGAAACCGUACAAAUAUAGAGGUAACUAUAAAGGGAUAACCAUUAACAGGCACUUUGUGAAGAUCACAGCUUUAAUAUUCUCACCUGAGGCUUGAAGCAACAGAAUUAUAUUGAGCCUGAGACUGCAGUCCAAAACAUGACAUAUUUCUCUAUGAAUCAUGAACUCUGGGUUCUGUUUUAUCCAUAGAAGGAACUUUCUAAAGGCUUACUUUAGCGUAACAAAAUUAAUGUCAUGUGUACCGUAGCAUACUAAUGAUAAACUGUUAAAUUCAUGUUAUUUUGGACAAGACAUAUAUCUAGUUGGGAUGAUCAUAGUAACAAAAAGGCCAAAGAUCGCACUAUGGAUCAGGGGAAUUGCUAAGUAUUUGGUCUUGGCUUAGAAAUCCAAUGUAUCCACAAACAUAUGCAUGCACACAUAAAUACACACUCAAUUACAUUUUGCACAGCAGCACAGUCCACAAGCUCAGAUGACAUACUUAUAUGAAUUUUAGUAGAAUGCCCAAAGGAACUGCUAAGAUGUUUGCUGAUAAUGUUAUAACAUCAUACAGCAUUGGCUGUAUGAUAUGAUACUGCCAGUUCCAGGGAAUAUAUUCUAAAAAGUUAAUUUAAAAAAAAAUCAGAGACUGAGUUGAUGUUACCCAGAACACUUUUUGGGGAAGCUACAUGGGGAAAAGUGAUCUGUUGCAGUGACAAGGGUAUAUUGCAAGUAAAGUAUAAUUUCUUCUUUUCAGAGUGCAAGAUAUGUUUGCUAAAUCUUUUGUCAUCAGUGUUGCAGAUUUCCAAUUGUGUUUGUCAAAAGUAUGAUGCAGGUUUUCUUGAAACACAAGUGCAUUAAAACUGAGUCCUGUGCAAUAUGAGACAAUGUCAAGACUCAGCACACUCCAGCAAGGUGACAAAUGAUCUGAUUCACUUGAUCACUGCAAUGAUACUUUAGGUGAUAGAUCGGGAGAAGUCACAAGGAAUCCAAACUAAUCGUGAGAGCAAAGAGUAGUAGCCAGUGACAAUUCUCACAGUGUACACUUCUUGAAGGUUGUAGGAAACAAAACAGGUUUUUGUGCAAUAAAAGCAACAAAAAGUGCAGAACUUGAGCUACUUGCUUCGUAGCUGAUGAUGUAGUAAUAACUGAAAACUGAACUCAGACAUUCAGAUGAAAAUGACAAUCAGUCAACACAGUGGGGAGAGUUUGAGGGUGCAAACAUUCAAAUCCCUGGGUAUUCAAAUAACCUGGCAUUAAGGCAUGGCUAGAUGGCUUUCUUAUAGACUGUAGUCACAAUGUAGCUUUGGGUAGUUUCUUGCUUUUGAAGCAUUACAUAGAGAAUAUAACAUUAAACAGCCUGAAAUAUAGGUUGAUAAAUCAGUACAACUCAUCACAACAUUUACUUUUCAAAUUCUUUUCUCUACAUAGUAUUGUGCCCUUUUUGGCCAUUACAUUCUCCUGUUAAGUUUAGUUUUGAUUUUGAUACUAGUUUGUGUCUAGAAGUUAUGAUGAAUGGGCACAUGUUAUGAAGAAAAACUAUUAAAACAAAGAUUAAUAAUUGACCAUUUUUAAUUAGUUAAAUUGUGGAGAGAUGCAAAUUAAUACUUUACUAUGAGACUGUAAAGAACAGUUACUGUGUUGUAUAUCCUGUAAGUACCUGUUAAAGAAAAAAAAGAGAGAUUUUAACUAUACUUAUCUAAUGUAUACAUAGUUUUAUUGCACGCUUCAACAAAAUACAGAAUUGCAUAACAGAUGUUCAACAAAACUUUUUUCUUUAAUAGGAACUUUUUAUUUAAUACCACAGUUGAAAACCACUACAUAACUUGUUUCAAUAUAUCUUUAAACCCUUUACAUAAAAAGUUAAUAAUACAGGUCCUAGAAGACCCAUCAGAGCAAAUGGAUCAGCAGUCAUUCACCUAUUUUUGCACCACAUAAGGCAGUCAUGUCACUGGCAUUUACUUGUGAGCAUCUCCUUAGAAUUAAAAUGGGUGUGAAAAGAAUAAUAAAACACUUCAAGUAUUCACAGUAAUUGUAGUAGAACUACCAGUCAUAACAUGUCAAUUACUAUUAUGACCUAGCAUGACACAGAAAUACAUUUUGUGUUUGUAGGGGUUUUUAUUCAUUUGAAAUAAGUUAAUCUGGUGCCACUCCAUAUAUAUGAGUGCUUUUGUAAAAAUGAACACACACAACUAAAUGAAGUAAAACAAAUUGAGUGAAUGCAAAAUAUGCAACUGUGCCUUUUCUACCUGUUGUUAUAGUAGAAUGGUUGAUUGGGUUUGGGCACUGAGGGGUAAUGGGCUAUUCCCAACUUUUUUGAACCUGUAUAUUGAUCCCUGUUUAUUUUCUGAUAAAUUAUAAAUAAUAUAUUUAAAAAUGCCUUCUGCCAAACUCAGAUAUUGGACCAGUCUUAAGUAUCUUUGAUUAUGAAAACCAGACUAUAGUUUAGUUAUGUGCUACUUUUGUUUGUUUGUUUUCCUUCUAAUCUAUUGCCUAAAAAGCUACAGUAUAAAUUACAAUAGGUAAAUACCAUACAGUUAUUUAGCAGAUGUCAAAUUCAUUUUGCCAGGAAAAUUGAAGAUUUUAGUGUCUUAACUGCUUUUUAGCUGCCAUUACAUUUUGGUUGUACAGUAUAAAAAUUGUCCUUUUUUUCCGUCCAUGGGAGGAAACUCAAAUGAACUUUGCAUGUAUUUUACAUUAGGAUACAUUUAUAGAUUGACGCAUAACUAUAUAACUUUAUACAUAUUAGAGAAGACUGUAGCUUCAGUCUAAAAGCUAAUGCUCAUUCUGAACCUGCAGAUCUACUAUAUUAUUCAAUAUGGUUUCUGACUGGCCUGCUGCCUGAGUUUCAGGGAAAAAAAAAAAAAAGGUAGCCAUUAUUUUUAUGUGAGGAAAAACUAAAAUGGGAUCGAAGAUGCUUGGCUGAAAGGCUACCCUAGUAAGUUGUCAAGUAGGAAAUAUAGCGCAAGGCCAUUGAAUCUGCCAUAAAGACAUCUGCCGCUAAAAGGCUUUUAAGGAAACUUGAACAACAAAGCAGUUUCUUUCAUUAUAUCAGUUAUAGUGACAGAGUGUUUCCUUAAAACAUGAGAGUGGUGGAUAACAAAGAAAUGAAUGCAGUCCAGCAAUUAAACUAGUUGUUGCCCAACCAGCAUAACAAGCGGAAGACAACAUCAUUUUCCAACUAACUGGGGUACACUUUCGGACAACUUUUCCCUAAAUUUUAAAGCACUUGCAUUCAGUGUGGUACGCUCUGUUUGUAAUAUUAAUCAUUGACUAUUGUUCUGCAACUUGGAUGUUGAUAGUGAAGCAGAGAACAAUUUAUCAUUGUUUAUUAUGAAUCACUAUGCACGCACCUAUGCUAAACAUGGCGAAAUGUAUUAAAUGCUAGUUCACCUCUAUUUAUGAAAUAUUUUACAUAAUUUAAUUUGCUUUUGUACAGUUUUAUGUAAAUAAAUUGCUUGUCAUUUUUGUCUCUGCAAAUUAAAAUAUAACAUGUUCAAAUGGCUGCCUAUUUUCCAGCA
Molecule: messenger RNA, 9155 nt
Organism: Pelodiscus sinensis (Chinese soft-shelled turtle)
Lineage: Eukaryota; Metazoa; Chordata; Testudines; Trionychidae
Source: RefSeq, a predicted model, not a curated record